Messenger RNA from Lathyrus sativus (Indian pea), 1449 nucleotides. Lineage: Eukaryota; Viridiplantae; Streptophyta; Magnoliopsida; Fabales; Fabaceae. The record is from the annotation of a GenBank genome assembly.
AUGGCUACUAAAAGGUCUUUUGAUGAUUCUAAUGAUCAUGAUCAAGAUCAAGAUCAUCCAAACGACAAAAGAAUGAAACCUAAUUUAGCUUCUGUAAUUGAAAAAGCAGUUAAAAUGCAAAACAUGCCGAACCUUUUAGCUGCUUUGGAACCUUUUCUUACAAGAGUGGUGAGUGAAGAGGUGGAUAAAGCAAUAAGAAAGUCCCUUCCAUGUUCCAUUAAUAGGUCACCUUCAUUAAGAAUCCAAGCACCAAAUGAUCAACAAUCAACCUUGCAACUCUCAUUCAACAAAAAAGUUCCUCUCAAAACUUUCACAGGUAGUAGAAUACUUGACAUUGAAGGUAACCCAAUGAACAUAAUUCUUGUUGAAAAAACCAACAACAACCAACUUGUUCCAACAAGUCUUCCUUACCCUAUAAAGCUAGAGAUUGUUGUUGUUGAUGGAGAUUUUUCACUUGAAGAAAAAGAGAAUUGGACUAGCGAGGAAUUCAAUGGAAAAAUAGUGAAAGAAAGAUCUGGGAAAAGACCAUUACUUGCUGGAGAAAUGAACCUUACUAUGAGAGACGGAAUUGCAGCAAUAGGAGAUAUAGAAUUCACUGAUAAUUCUAGCUGGAGAAGGAGUAGAAAGUUCAGAAUUGCAGUGAAGGUUAUUCAUCAUGGGAAUAAUCAAAGUGUUAGGAUUCAAGAAGCAAUGACUGAGGCUUUUGUUGUUAAGGAUCACCGUGGAGAAUUGUACAAAAAGCACUAUCCACCAAUGCUUGGUGAUGAUUUGUGGCGGCUAGAGAAAAUAGGAAAAGAUGGAGUAUUUCAUAAAAGAAUGAAUUCUGAAGGGAUCAAAACAGUGCAAGACUUUCUCAAAUUAGUUGUUAUUGAUACUCAUAAACUAAGAAAGAUUUUGGGCGUUGGGAUGUCAGAUAAAAUGUGGGAAGUGACAUUAAAGCAUGCAAUGACAUGUGAGAUGGGAAGCAAGAUCUAUAUAUACCGUGAACCUCAACUUGUAAUUUAUCUGAAUCCAAUUUGCAAAUUAAUUAAAGCUAAUAUCAAUGGACAUGAAUUUUCCAGCAGAGGGUUGAGUCAAAUCAAUAAGAGCUAUAUAGACAAAUUGGUCAAAGAAGCAUACACAAAAUGGGAUAAGUUGGAGGAAAUUGAUGGAGUUUUAAAUGAUAACAUUACUUUGUUAACCCAAGGUGAUCAAAUUGUGAAUCAUUAUCCAAAUAAUAAUCAAGCACCAGUAGUGACAACAACACAUCAUCAAAAUAUUGCUAGCUAUGAACCAAGCAGUAAAGCACAAAUGGGAGCUGUCUCUGAAUGGUCACUGAAUCAAGGAUUUGCCACAACAUCAUUUGCAAAUGAUUUCAGUUAUGGUUUUUCAGGUUUACAAUCAGAUGGAGAAAUGACACCUUCAGGUUCAGGUCUUAGCGACAUUGAUGGUGUCACAAGGCAUCUUUAG